GAGGAGGAGGAGUAGGAGGAAGGAACACAGAACUAAGCUGAGGAGAAGAGACCUCCCGGAUAUCAGCUGAUGAGGAGAAACUGAUGUUGAAAGAAAUGAAAUCCUCGGUCAGUCGCUUCCGGCGCCCCCUGGAGGUGGCGGUGAUAAACGAGGAACGGUGGCCAAUCAGAAGCUUGGAGAAUGGAAGCGUGCAUCCUAUAAAAUGACUUAUAGUCAAUGAGGUGUAUUUCUUUUCCAAACAUGCUUCAUCCUGCAGAGGAAGUGUGGGGGCGGGGCCUUCCCCAACCCCCCUCCCUCUCUCUCUCUUCCCUCCAGCGCUUUAUAGGCAGCCGGCAGGCGUGCAAGCCCCCACUCAGCAGUCAUGAAGGCGGUGGGGGUUCUGGUGCUGGUUCUGGCCUUCCUGGCGGGCGCUCGCAGCGAGGUGAGGGCCAGAGACCCUGAAGUGGAGCAGGAGGAAGACGGGGAGGCCUGGGAGGGACAAGCGGGUGUCGUCAGCGCCACAGAGACCCCUCUGCUGGGAGAUGGCGGCAACUACCCGGCCCGAAGCGGAAACUGGUGUGCGUUUGUGCAGAAGCGUGUGGUCAGCAUGGCGGUGGCGUGUGGGACGGAGAAGUACACCAUCAAAUCCCAAAGUCCCUGUCCUAGCGGAACACCCGACUGCCAUUUGAUCAUGUACAAGCUGUCCACUCGGCCGCUCUACAGACAGAAGCAGAAGACGUUCACAGCUCUCUUGUGGAGAUGCUGUCCAGGACACGGAGGGGACAACUGUGACGACACUGGCGUGCAGCAACAGCAAGGAGACCCCAACAGUGAGCAGAACGACCACCAGGGGUCAGUCAACACGCCACAAAACGCCACACGCCCCGCCCACAGCACACAGCAGGCCCACGCCCCCAAUCGCUACCACAUCCAGCAUCCCGGUCACGUCCCCCAUAAGGACCACGCUCAGCAUCCCUUCCAUGCCCAGCCUCAAGACCAUGUCCAGUAUCCUAUUAAUGUCCAGCAUCAGGACCAUGUCCAGCAUCCCGUCCAUGUCCAGCCUCAAGACCAUGUCCAACAUCCGAUUAAUGUCCAGCAUCCUGUCCAUGUCCAGCCUCAAGACCAUGUUCAGCAUCCCGUCCAUGUCCAGCCUCAAGACCAUGUCCAGCAUCCUAUUAAUGUCCAGCAUCAGGACCAUGUCCAACAUCAGGACCAUGUCCAGCAUCCCUUCCAUGCCCAGCAUCCCAUCCAUGUCCAGCAUCAGGACCAUGUCCAGCAUCCCAUUAAUGUUCAGCAUCCUAUUAAUGCCCAGCAUCAGGACCAUGCCCAGAAUCCCCUUCGUGUUCAGCAUCCUAUUAAUGUCCAGCAUCAAGACCAUGUCCAGCAUCAGGACCAUGCCCAGAAUCCCCUUCGUGUUCAGCAUCCCAUUAAUGUCCAGCAUCAGGACCAUGUCCAGCAUCAGGACCAUGCCCAGAAUCCCCUUCGUGUUCAGCAUCCUAUUAAUGUCCAGCAUCAAGACUAUGUCCAGCAUCAGGACCAUGCCCAGAAUCCCCUUCGUGUUCAGCAUCCUAUUAAUGUCCAGCAUCAGGACCAUGCCCAGAAUCCCCUUCGUGGUCAGCAUCCUAUUAAUGUCCAGCAUCCCAUACGUGUCCAGAAUGGGGACCAUGUCCAUCAUGAUGCCGUCACACAUGAGCAGCAAAAGCAUCCCUUUCCCGGUGCAGACGAGGCGGAGGUGCUCACCUUUCCCGACGUUCCAGGUGCUUUGCCUCUUCCUCACAUGAUGGCGCUACUGGUGUCUCAGCUGCAGCCGACCCUGGACGGAUUCAACCGCUCGCUGGAGCAGCUGAGUCGGCAAGUGGGCGCCCUGGCCCGGGACCUGGACCGGCUGAAGAGCGGCCAGCAGGAGGCACUCGAGGAGGAGGACCAGGAGGAAGGGCGGCUGGAAGACAAAGUGGACCGGGUGUUCCACCAAAUGGGGGCGCUGCAGCGACAGAUGGACAGCCAGCGUGCCGACUUGGAAGGAAGGCUGCACUCCCAGCAUGCAAUGCUGCACUACAACAUCACCGCAUUCAAGACCGACAUCGACCUCAAACUCAAACGACAACACAAGAUCAUGCAGGUCAGCCUGCAGGCCAUGAACACCACAUUGGCUGGGCUGAAGCAGGACCAGGACCAAGACCAGGACCAGGACCAGGACCAGGACCAGGACAAGCCCCUGGAGGGCCAGCAAGAGUGGCCCCCCCAGGUAGCCCAGACGUCCCCUGCAGUGUGGGAGGCCAUUGAGCGUCUGGACAACAUGGUGGUGAACAACACAGUCAAGGUGGGCGAGCUGAUGGAGUACACCGAGGUGACGUCGGGCAGCGUCCAGCAGCUGAAGCGGGACUUGAAGGCGCUGGGGGAGCGGAUCAACCAGACGGCCAGGACCAGCCAGGUCCAGUUCAUGGAGACGGGCCUGGAGGUGGAAGCGGCCAAGGUGGUGGUGCUGAGCCGGGUGGACGAGCUGGCGGGCAACCUGAGCCAGCAGGGCCAGCGUCUGCAGGAGAUGGACGUGGACGUGGACUAUCUUUACACCGUCCUCUACAAACACAACGCCACACAAUGCGACUGUCUCCGCCUCAAGGACGCCGUGGCCGCACUGGAGAGGGGUGUGGCCAACGUGACAGAGCUGGCCAAUGAGAACCGGCUAGCUCUGGAUGAAGACAAGCAGGGAGGGGUGGGGCAGUGGGGCGGGGCCGGUGACUGGGAGCCGGCGGUGGAGGCGGUCCAGCGAGGCCUUCAGCAGGUAAAGGAGUCUCUAGCAUCAGACCAGGCCAGGACCAGGACUCUGGACCAGGUCCUGACCCGAGUGAGCAGCGCUCUGGAGGAGGCAACUGCGGAGAUGUCGCGCCUGAAGGAGGCAGACAGGAAGCGGACGGAGGAGAUGAAACGUCUGUCUGGAUCCUUCAACUCGUUACUGAAGGACGCCAUUCGCCACAGCGACGUGCUGGAGCUCCUGCUUGGGGAGGAGGUGCUGGAGUUCCUGGAGUGGCCCCUCCAGGACCAGGAGGCCCACUCGAUCCCCGCCCUGAAGGAGCAGCUGAGGCUCCUGCAGGAGCAGCUCCAAGGACACAACCUUAGCCUCAGCUUGUUGCUAGGCAACAAGCCAGGAAGUCGGGAUGAAGUUCCCUCAGCAGACCAGCCGUCUUCCUGGUCGGGCGUGGGCAUGGCAGGUCCUCGGGAGCAUCAUCUGCAGCACGGAGACGGCAGCGACCUAUGGAAGCUGGAGAGGAGCGUGGACGAGCUGAAGCUGAAGAUGCUGAGCCUGCAGGAGGAACCUUGCUGCCUCCGUACCGAGGAGGCGGCCCUUCAGACGGAGGUGUCGCGGCUGAAGAGAGGCCUGGAGGAACAUCUGAGGACGUUCAAGAGCAUCUUCAGCAACGGCGACGUGCUGGAGAGGAGCGACGCCACGCUGGAGCUGGACAAAGUUUGGGAGCUGCUCAGCAAGAAGAAGCAGCGAGGCGGACGUCAUCGCAGCAGGAGGCAAUCCGCAGACGUUCUCAGCCAAUCACAGACCACCGUACUGCUGCUGGCCGGCUCCCCUCACAAAUCGUCACACGGCAUCCUCACGUUCAACGCGUCUCUCAACAGAGGACACUUUGACCCCCGCAGCGGCACCUUCACUGCCCCUGAGGACGGCAUCUACGCCUUCGCGCUCACGUCGGACGUGAGGCCGCGAAGCGCCCGACUGGAGCUGAGGAGCCCCUCGGGAGCGCUGAGGGGGAUGCUCCUCCAGAAGGGGGCGGCGUCACGGCCCGCCACUCACACCGCCAGCCUGAGGCUCAGGAAGGGGGAGGAGCUGAGACUGGUGUUCAGAGGCGGGGAGUGGGAGGAGUCUACAGACAACGCCUUUACUGUGCUGCUGUUACGCCGGGACACUUGAGGGUGCUGUGAGCCAAUCAGAGGCAAAGACACUGAGAACAGAAGAUGACGUCACUUGCGGAGCGAAUGAACUUUACAAUUUCGUUGUUCUGUCACAAACAUGAACAUAACACAACUUUAAAUAUAAAACUCAUCAAAUACAUCAACCUAUUUUCCUUGGCUGUGUCUAAAAAAGAACAGAGUAAUCUCUCGCUAUAUCGGCUGUUUUUUUAAUAAGAAAAAACUUUCGUGGUUGGCUGGCCUAUUAUAAGUUUAAAAAGAUUGCAAUAUUAGUGUUCAGUAAUGUUAUGAGACAUGAUAUCGGAUUACAUUACCUUUCACACUGCAUGGUAGUGGUGGGCAAAACCGUUCAUUUCAGUGAACCGUAUCAUUCCAGUUGCUUCAGUAAAAAGAUCCGUUCAUUUCGUUCACUUCGGUCGUUAAGAUUGCUGUGCAUAGACCCGGUCAGCCGUGUCGAGUCAGUCCGUUCGUUCAUUAGCGAUACACCACUACUGCAUUGUGAGGGCGACAAAGCUAGCAUAGCCUAGCCUAGCCCAGCCGGCAUGCCAUGGUUUAUAUCGAGUAUUAAAAAAAAGGUUCUCCACUCAAUCCGUGCGGAAAUGGUUGUGGUUUCUUUGUCCUUCCUCCCCACUCCGUUUGAUAUACUUUCUAAACUUUAGACUACAUAAAUUGGAGAGGUGAACUACUUAGGUUGCGAUGCUAGCUAGCCCUUGUGUUGUAUUUCCCUGCAGGGAUGCCGUAGUCUAACAAAGAAAAGCAGUGUAAAUGGGACUAUUUUAUGUGUUAUUUUACGUCAACAUGACUUUUAUAAAGUAUAAACCCAUUUAAUAAACAUAUUUAGUAAGUUACAUGGAUUUUGUAUGCGCUAACUACGAGUAAGUAUUAGUUAACAUUAAUUCAUAUCGCGGAAGUAAUGAACCGCCAUAAACGAGGGUUUACUGUUCUUCUGUGAGUACACUUCAAUAAGUAUACUGUGUGUACUGUGAGUACUACGUUCCGUUACUCUCACUGUACACUUACCGGAAAUGACCAUCGCCUAUUUACAGUCUUUUGUUCAACUACUUUCCAUCACUUCUGUCGCCAAUAUGGCGAUCGUUAGCACCACAUCCGGGUAUUUACAGUCCACUGCAACUUGUGUUCGCAAAAUAAAGUUUGGGUAGAAAAAAUACGCCGUUUAAAGACACAGCCUUCAAUCAUUCCUCGCUAUUGGUUAUAUAAUAAUUAACUGUAAAGUGAUAAAUUCAUCAUUUUUAUCGAUUUUAACUCAUGUUGACAGUAGAAGAGUUUAAUCUGCUGAGCAGCCUCUGUAAACGUCAACAGACAUUUGCUGUAUACCUGAAAUGUAUGCUUAUAUAUUUAUGUACAAAUUUUACAUAUUUAAAUAAAACAGUUAUCUUGUUUGUUCACAACAAGGGAUGCUAUGACAU
Doryrhamphus excisus (bluestripe pipefish) is the source of this 5324-nucleotide messenger RNA. RefSeq lists its product as uncharacterized. The record is from RefSeq and is a predicted model, not a curated record. Gene Ontology annotation, molecular function: protein binding. Lineage: Eukaryota; Metazoa; Chordata; Actinopteri; Syngnathiformes; Syngnathidae.